CAGCCGAUUUACAACGGUCUGUGUCUGAAUAAACGUCUGGGACGGGAAGAGAAGGGCAUGAGAUAUUAGGUUGCACUUGUCAGGCAGAGAGAGCAUUAGAAGGGUAAAGGAAAGAGGGAAAUCAGUUUGGCAUUAUCAGUGGGAACACUGCUUUCAGAAUCAAAGUUACAGGUACUUUAAAAGGGUGUCAGGCUCGAAGGACUAUCACUCACGCACCAGAGUGAAUAAUAGUGGGAUACACUCAAAGGAACGACAGAACGCACGAUGGAUCGCAAAAUACCAGAUUUUGCUGGCACUUGGAAAAUGAAAAGCUCCGAGAACUUCGAAGAGCUUCUGAAAGCACUGGGUGUGAACGUGAUGAUGCGUAAGAUUGCGGUCGCAGCUGCAUCAAAGCCAUCUGUGGAGAUUACGCAGGAUGGAGAAACCCUGUCAAUCAAGACCUCCACCUCUGUAAGGACCACCCAUGUCACCUUCACGGUUGGACAGGAGUUUAAUGAGGCCACUCUGGAUGGACGUCCCUGCAUGAGCUUUCCUCGCUGGGAAACAGACAGCAAGAUUAGUUGUGAACAGACUCUGCAGAAGGGUGAGGGUCCAAAAACCUCAUGGACCAGGGAGAUGACCAAUGACGGCGAACUGAUUCUGACCAUGACCGCAGACGAUGUCGUGUGUACAAGAGUUUAUAUCAGAGAGUGAAAUUACGAAGAAACAGGAAGAACAUCCAUCCAGAUCAUUCUCUUUCAUUGUUAACUACAAUGACUGAUUUUAUAUCAUCUAUUUCCUCUCUCCCUCAUCUCUUCUUUCAUUUUUUUUUUUUGUUGACAGUGUAUUUCAAUACUGUAAUACAUCAGAGAGCCAUGCAAAUAAUUCAUGUGAGAGGCUCCUGAAUACAUAAAUUUGGGCUCAAAAGCACUUUUAAGGGUUGGGUUUCACAUAGAUGAAGACUUGGAAAUCUGAAGCUUGGAAACCAGACUUUGGUGAGACGGUACAUAAUCACCACUGAAAAUAAUAUCAGUUAAGGAGCGGUCAUAUUUACUAUUGUAAAUUUUCACAGGCGAAAUCCAGUGGUUUUUAGUAGUUAUCUGUAUUAAUGGGAAUUCCAGGUAAGGGUGAAAGAUUUCCCCACUCAGAUUUCAGUAAAUGUUCAAGAUGGGUUAAAAUGACUUCUGUGUGAGCUGUGCGUCAUACAUGACAAAAGAUAAGACCUUUUUUGCCUGCAAAAUUUGGUGGCCGCACCUUAAGAAUGAAAGCAAAUGUACGAUAUGCUGUCGGAAUGUUAUGUUUGUAGUUUAGUCCAUAACUAUAAUUUUUGGCUAAACUCCACCAUAAAUUGUAACUGACCAAUCCAAUCCAAUUUUGCUCUUUCAUUUAUAACUCCAUAGAGGAGCUAUGUGUUUGGAUAGUAUUUUUUUUAUUUUUUUCAAAUUUACUGUUAUUUUACAGUCAAUGUUACUCAAGUUUUUGCCUUGAUUUGAAUUUGCUGUUGCCAAAGUUUAUAAAUCUCACUGCAUAAUUUGCAACAGAAACAAAGCAUAAAAGACAGAUAAAAUGCUUCAAUUCAAUUCCAUCCCAAUAUCCAAUCAACAUUUGAACAUUUUAUGAGCACAUCUGACUCAAAAAUGACACUGUUCAUUGAAAUCUCCAAUUCGUUCUUAUGUAACAUUCUGAAUUGUCUGAUUUAGCAACACUACCAAAGGGGGCGGAGCUAAGCAAAGGGUCAGUUGUAAUUAGACCCUAUGAAGCUCCAAUCCCAACCUUCUCUUUUCAUCUUGAAUUUUAUGUAUAUAUUUUAAUAAAACCUGAAUCUGAAGUUCA
Molecule: messenger RNA, 1812 nt
Organism: Carassius gibelio (silver crucian carp)
Lineage: Eukaryota; Metazoa; Chordata; Actinopteri; Cypriniformes; Cyprinidae
Product: cellular retinoic acid-binding protein 2
Exons: 4
Coding region: 265-693 (142 amino acids)
Biological process (GO): fatty acid transport
Cellular component (GO): nucleus; cytosol
Molecular function (GO): fatty acid binding
Source: RefSeq, a predicted model, not a curated record